Bursaphelenchus xylophilus (pine wood nematode) is the source of this 2109-nucleotide messenger RNA. NCBI's taxonomy places the organism in Eukaryota, Metazoa, Nematoda, Chromadorea, Rhabditida, Aphelenchoididae. The record is from the annotation of a GenBank genome assembly.
AUGGACUUAGCGAGGAGGUGAGCCGGAUUUUCUUUCUUUUUUAUUUUGUCGGCCGGGGAAUGGCCGCAUUUUCGAUUCGUAUCACGAUUGAAACUUCCUUUUAGCCCUUUCUCCCUUUCAUGUGGAUUUCUAAUAUUUUCGGCAAUUGACGUAAGUUUUUUUGAUUUUUCUUUUUUUAUCUUCGUGUUUUAGUCAAUCCUGUUCAAAUUCGCAAUCUCAACAACGGUAUUUGCUUUAUUCCUCUCCCGUGAACAAGCGAUCCAGUUUUGUGCAUUGCUUGGAUUUUGUGAAUUGUUGAACUUCUUAUCUUUGAUUUAUUAUUGGAUUUGUGGAGAGAGCGUAUUUGCCGCAUUUCAGAAGUCUACGGAUACUAAAACCAAAAGUGAGCCUUUUAUUCGAAUUAUAUGUUUCGUUUAAGAUGUUCUGGAGAGUUUGAAUCAAAGCAAACUGAACCGCACAUUCAACAAGUCUUUCAACAGUAGUAGUUUGUGUGAUUUCCGCUUCCGAGUUGUCGAUGACAAUGGAAAUACCUCCAUUGACAAGGCUAAUUGGUCGCAAAUCUUUUCGGACAGCUCCUCAGGAAUUAAUUACUCAAAAGAUUCAAGUCUCAACCAAUCUCCUAGGUCAUUUCCGAUUCAAUCAACAGGGCCCAAUUCCCUAGAACUGAGUUCUUUCUCUUCUCCACAUCAUUCCGUAUACACUGAAGGGCAAUAUGAAAGACUACGUUUCAAAAAGGAUUCAGAGUUGGACUCAAGUUUGAAUGAUAGCAGUUUUGUCAGGAAAAUUGAUUUUGUUUUUACAAGUGGCCGAAGUUCUUUUGGAGAAUUGAAUUCAACAGGAUAUCAACUGGGAUAUCAUAAAGGCGAAGAGCGGAAAUUGGAUGGUAAGGAGUUAUUUGUGUUAAAAUGUUAUAAUUGUUUAGACAUGCUCCUGAAUAUGUAUCAGAAAGCUGAAACGGAAGUGGAUGAAGUUCCCAGCUCCGGCAAUGAGCCGAACAGUACUAACCUAAAGCCUUCGUUAAAGAGGCGGGACAGUGUUUCCAAGGAAGAGUCGUCCUCGUCCUUCCAGAAAAAUGCAGAAAAAUUGAGGGAAGCCUCAUCUUCGUUCAGUUCAAAUUACUCACUUAAUCAACUCUUUUCUGGUGACAAAACAAAGAAAAGUCCGCACAAGGAGAAUCCCUUCGCUCUGAGUGUAGUCCACAAACUCAAUAUUCAGUAAGCGUUAUAUUAACUUUAUAGAUCAACUUAUUUUAGUGACCAAGAACUCCUCGGGCUUACCAAAUUCUCCCUCAAGUUCCGGUUUUUCAUGCACGAAUCGGUGAUAAAACCUUUUAUUGACGGGGUUGACGAAGCGAACAAGUCGCUAAAGAAAUUCAAUUUGAAUAUUGCGGUGGGUACCACAAAGUUGGAGGAUCUUCAGUUUCAUCUCGACCAAAGACCCGAGCUCUAUGGAACUCAGCUUCCGUUUUUGUUACCUUUUCUCAAGAUUCACUCAAAUCAACAUUAUCUCGUGAAAAGACUCAGAGAUUUGAACAAGAGUUCUAUUCUGCAUGGUUAUCAAUAUGACAAAGUGGGAGAACAGAAUACCGAUGAUUCUUCUUGUAGGUCGUACGUAUCAUGUUCUCAAUCCAAUUUUAGCUGUUGAUGACAAAUGGAGUACAGAGUUUCCAACAGACGCAGAGAUCUUGUUCGGGAUUUUCUGUUUGUACAUGGAUCACUGCAUUGUUCCCGAAUCUCUUGCCAGAAUUCCUACACGUCCAUUCUCAUCACUUUAUGUGUACAAAGAGCCUAGCCAAUUGGCGUUUACUCAGAAACUCCCAACCGCCUUUUACAUCAGGCAGGUAAGUGAUGUUUUUUACAAAUUUUCUCGCAUUUCAUUCGACAUUGUACGACUUUUGUUAUUAAGAAACAUCAACAGCCUGCAUUCUUAUUUGAAUUUGUCUGCAAUGGUGGCGCUGAUAUCUACAGUCCACCGGCAGGCCCUCAUAACAUGUUUGCUGCCAUCUACUUGUUCCUGAAUCACUGUGCGAAGAACAAUGGAGGUUAUUUGGGUGACAUGCGGAUCGACCGGAAAGGCCUGAACCUGGCCCAUCUUUUGGCUGAUGACUAA